CUGUUUAAUAGUCACCUUCACCUUUCAUGAGAUGAAUACAUCAAAACAUAAAAAAAUACAGUACAAUUUGCAUUCGUCGUCUAUUUUUAUUUCUUGUGUAUGUUACUGCGAAUGCGUCCUGAGCUCUGUUUAAAAACGAUUUGAACGACAACUAAUUCAACGGAUAUAAGAAAUUACUUUGCUGUGAAAAUGUCUCUUUACGAUGAUAUCGACGAAAAUAAAGCUAAAUCUGUCACCGGAUGGUCGUCAGGAAUCAAGCUUUUACAUUCGCAGAUGCACUUAAAGAAAGCUAUGAUUACACAGCCAAAACGUGAAGGUAUCCGAAGAGCUAUCCAUCCUGUAAUACCACCCUGCCUCACAGCUACUGAAUCACAGAUAAAAACUGAACCUGAAAUGACCAAAAAUCUGAUUCAUCAGACACCCCAACUCUUGACAACUAUUGUUCCUAAACAAGAGAGAUCCUCACUCUUUGCUGAAUUGGAAUGGGACCCAAAUCUAGAGUAUGAUCCACUGCAUCCUACUGACUAUGACAAAAUCAUUAGGGAGAGAAAGGAACGACGAGGGAUUGAAAUUGAAAUAGAAGAAGCUGAAAAGAAAAGGAAGCCUAGGGAUGAUCGAGAUAUUAAAACCAGAGACAGGUCCUCAUCUGCUGUAGGAUCAGGUUUUGCUGGACGUUUACAUGAUGAGGAAGAGGAACCAAUGGUGAAGAAGUCCUCUACUUCUGGUGGAGUUGCCAUUGCCCCACCUCCAUCAUUACAAGACACAUCAUCACCAUCUCAUCCUUCUCUCUCCUCUACUGGAAGUGGGGUUGGAGCUCUUGGUGUUGCUGCUAAGAUCAUGGCAAAAUAUGGAUUCAAAGAAGGUCAGGGACUUGGACGACAACAGCAAGGUAUUGCAGCUGCAUUACAAGUGGAAAAAACAAGCAAGCGAGGUGGACGUAUUAUCAAUGAAAAAGAAAUUAUGCCUCCUCCGCCACCUGUUGUGUCGCCAACAGCUGCUCCCAAAGCGGAAUUAACGAUUGCUGAUAUCAUGAAGAAUCCUUCAAAAGUGAUUUAUCUGAGGAAUAUGGUUGGCCCUGGGGAAGUGGAUUCUGAUUUGGAACCCGAAGUACGCGAGGAAUGUCAGACAAAAUACGGAGAUGUGAAUAAAGUUGUUAUUUUCGAGGUACCUAACGCCGAGGAAGAGGAAGCUGUACGGAUUUUUGUUGAAUUUAAACGAAUGGAAGCUGCCAUCAAAGCCGUAAUUGAUCUCAACGGCCGAUUCUUUGCUGGUCGGCAGGUGAAAGCCGGAUUCUAUGAUGUGGAAAGAUUUCUCAAGAUGGAGCUGAAUGAUUGAACACGUAUUGAAAAAUAAAUUUUACGAAUCGAAAGUAAUUGAAUUUAAUUACAUGGUAUGGCGUUGUUCCCAAAACUUGGAAGCAUUUGACCUUUAGGACGAAAAACCUUUCUCUCGUUCUAGGAAAUAAGAUUGAUUCCUUAAAAGGGAUGAAGAGAGAUGAAUUUAAACUACUACGAAGCAAAACAAAUUCUAACUUCACAAGCUAGCGUGUCCUCGCAAUAUCACACCAGAACAAAUAAUUGAAUUGCACAAAAAUGUGAUGAUCAAGCAAGGUUCUACAUUCAAAGUUUAAAAUAGAUUUACUUUACUUUGA
This is a messenger RNA of Daphnia pulicaria, 1651 nucleotides long. RefSeq names its product splicing factor 45-like (gene Spf45). Gene Ontology annotation, biological process: alternative mRNA splicing, via spliceosome; mRNA cis splicing, via spliceosome. Gene Ontology annotation, cellular component: precatalytic spliceosome. The coding region runs from base 190 to 1335 and encodes 381 amino acids. Lineage: Eukaryota; Metazoa; Arthropoda; Branchiopoda; Diplostraca; Daphniidae. Gene Ontology annotation, molecular function: RNA binding. The transcript is spliced from 6 exons. The record is from RefSeq and is a predicted model, not a curated record.